AUGAAGCGCAAGCUAUCCAACUCUGGGCUGGAAACGGACCACCCCGAGACGACGCCGAAGAGAGCACGGACUGCGCUUUCCCACAACAAUGGCGCGCUGAACGGCCACGCGCCGAACCUCUCUCCUCUUCCCGAGGAAGAGGCCGUUGAGUCAAAUGGCGAUCCAUCGCGUGGGCAAUCAACACCGAAGAAGGCUAGCAGGUCUAUCGCGACUCCGUUGAAAGAAUCCGGACUCAAGACACCGACCCACAAAUCCAAAGCUCGCUCGCUCUUCGCGACCCCGACAAAGUCCACCUCGACGACGACCGGAACACCCUCGCGGAUCAGGAAGGCGGACCAGUCGGCGAAAAAGAAGAGCGCGCGGGUGCUCUUUGAGCAGAAUGAAGAUAGCGCAUGGGAUGGGUCCGAGCAGCUGGCCGAAGAGAUCCUUCAGGAAGAUGAACCCGAGACCGAAACCGACAAAGCUCCCGAGGGUGUGACGGAGAGCGUCGAGGGGGCAGAGGCGCAGGAAACAACGACGGCAGAGAUCAAAGCCCCCAAACGACGGGCUGGACGACCCAAAGGAGCCCGGAAUAAGCGAUCACCAACGCCCGAGGGGGAACUGCCGCCGCAUGAGCGAUACUUUUUCCAAAAUCGCGCCGGGACGGGCAAGACUUCCAACACCACACUCAAUAAAGUCUCGCUCUUGACGCAUGAAGAGUACUUUGAAAAAAUCGCCCAGUAUGUGGAUCCCUGCCAGGCGGAAAAGGAGUACCUUCUCUCUAUCCACCAUCGAUCAUUUCCGCAGUGGUUCUUUGAAUUCGAGGAAGGAUUCAACAUCUGCUUAUUUGGCUAUGGUUCAAAACGGAGGCUCGUCCAGAACUUUGCCGAUUGGAUCUAUCAAAAACGGUCCUUGGCGGGACAUCCUCCACCCAUCGUCAUCGUCAAUGGAUACACUCCGGGCCUCUCGAUCCGAUCCAUCUUCGCAACGAUUGCCACGGCUAUCCUGGGCGAGGACUUGCCCUCCAAGCUUGGUGCGCAACCCACCGAGGUGCUCGAGCUGCUGCAAUCUGCGCUCAAGGCGCGACCCGCCCACGAAGAGCCCAUCACGGUUCUGAUCAACUCGGUAGACGCACCACCGUUACGUCGGGCCAUCAACCAAGCUCUGCUGGCCCGUCUGGCGGCCACACCUCGUGUUCGGCUUCUGCUCACUGCCGACACUCCGAAUUUUGCCACCAUGUGGGACAUCAGUCUACGAGAUCAAUUCAAUCUUGUCUUCCACGACAGCACGACCUUUACACCAUUCACCACAGAAUUGAACGUUGUCGAAGAGGUCCACGCUCUUCUCGGCCGCAAGGGCCAACGCGUCGGCGGCAAGGAAGGCGUGGGAUUCGUGUUGAAAAGUCUGCCCGAGAACGCGCGCAACCUGUACCGCCUCUUGUUGACCGAAGUUCUCACCGUGAUGGACGAUGGUCAUCAAUCAGAGGACGAAGGGGCGGCCGCGGAGAGUGGGGGCAGACCGGGCGAGGAGAAUGGGGUUGAGUUCCGUAUGCUUUAUCAAAAGGCGACGGAGGAAUUCAUCGCUUCCUCGGAGAUGAUGUUCCGGACCCUGUUGAAGGAGUUUCACGAUCAUCAAAUGAUCACUUCGCGGAUGGACCCCAGCGGUAUGGAAAUCCUUGGUGUGCCAUUGUCCCGCGAAGAGAUGGAAGGCGUUUUGGAAGAUUUGGUCUUGGGAUGA
Molecule: messenger RNA, 1716 nt
Organism: Penicillium oxalicum
Lineage: Eukaryota; Fungi; Ascomycota; Eurotiomycetes; Eurotiales; Aspergillaceae
Product: origin recognition complex subunit 2
Exons: 1
Coding region: 1-1716 (571 amino acids)
Biological process (GO): DNA replication
Cellular component (GO): nuclear origin of replication recognition complex; nucleus
Molecular function (GO): DNA replication origin binding
Source: RefSeq, a predicted model, not a curated record